GGGAAGCCGUGUAGUUUACCCAGAGCUGGAAAACGAUAGCCUGAUUUUAUUUUAUUUUUUUAAGACUAUCAGUGCGGCGGAUGUUAUGUGGAGUAGUUGAGCUGAGAUGGAAAUCAUCAGCAGAUAAAGAAUAACAUUUCUUCUCCUUUGCUUUAAAACAAACAAAGUACCUACAUGGCUUCAGAGGAUGAAUGGAACCUUCUGGUCAUCGUGGUGGAUGUAAAUCCCAUCUGGUGGGGUCAGCAAGGUCAGCGAGAACCAGAGUUCACUUUGUCAAAGUGUCUGGAUGCUGUUAUGGUGAUGGGAAACUCCCACAUGGCGAUGACCAGGACAAACAGGCUGGCUGUUAUCGCCAGUCACUGUCAAGACAGUCACUUCCUGUAUCCAAGUAAGAACUGGAAUAAUGGGGACAGCGGUGGCGAUGAGUCGUCCUCCAGCCGAGAUGGAAAGUAUGAACUCCUGUCUGUCGCCAACAACCUUAUUACUGAAGAGAUCAGGAACAUUAUGAUGAAAACUGAAGUAACAGGGAAUUCAACCGACACCCUCUUGGCAGGAUCUCUUGCUAAAGCUCUGUGCUAUAUUCACAGGGUGUCAAAGGAAUUAGAAGUUGGACAGGAGAUGAAGUCAAGGAUAUUGGUGAUAAAAGCAGCUGAUGACUGCGCUCUCCAGUACAUGAAUUUCAUGAAUGUGAUUUUUGCUGCACAAAAACAGAACAUCCUAAUAGAUGCGUGUGUGCUGGACUCAGAUUCAGGGCUCCUUCAGCAGGCCUGUGACAUAACAGGAGGUUUGUACCUGAAAAUACCUCAGAAAGUAGCCCUGGCUCAGUAUCUCCUGUGGGUGUUUCUGCCUGACACAGAGCAGCGCUCCCAGCUGGUGCUGCCGCCUCCUGCUCAUGUGGACUACAGAGCGGCCUGUUUCUGCCACCGGAACCUCAUCGAAAUCGGUUAUGUCUGCUCGGUUUGUUUGUCCAUUUUCUGCAACUUCAGUCCUAUUUGCACGACAUGCGAGACGGCGUUUAAAAUCCAGCUACCCCAGAUAGUCAAACCUAAAAAGAAGAAACUGAAGCAAGCGGUCGGAUGAUUUUUUUUUUUUUAUAUGCCAUUGAGGCAGAUUUGUCUGGUUCAUAUGAGAAGCUGCCCCUCAUUCCUUGAACACCCUGGGUAAAAUGAUUUGCUAUAUGAGGAAAAAAAUCUUUGUUUAGAAGGGGAAGAUUGUUUCAGCUUAAAGAUACACUCAAUUAUUUGUUCACCGUAUUUGAUUAUUUGUGCAAAAAAAAAA
Molecule: messenger RNA, 1278 nt
Organism: Cyprinodon tularosa
Lineage: Eukaryota; Metazoa; Chordata; Actinopteri; Cyprinodontiformes; Cyprinodontidae
Gene: gtf2h3
Product: general transcription factor IIH, polypeptide 3
Exons: 13
Coding region: 175-1080 (301 amino acids)
Biological process (GO): nucleotide-excision repair; regulation of DNA-templated transcription
Cellular component (GO): transcription factor TFIIH holo complex; transcription factor TFIIH core complex
Source: RefSeq, a predicted model, not a curated record